This is a messenger RNA of Impatiens glandulifera, 1063 nucleotides long. Its product is annotated as mitogen-activated protein kinase kinase kinase 18-like. NCBI's taxonomy places the organism in Eukaryota, Viridiplantae, Streptophyta, Magnoliopsida, Ericales, Balsaminaceae. Gene Ontology annotation, molecular function: protein kinase activity; ATP binding. The transcript has a single exon. Bases 35 to 1063 code for a protein of 342 amino acids. The record is from RefSeq and is a predicted model, not a curated record. Gene Ontology annotation, biological process: protein phosphorylation.
CAUAUAUAGCAUCAAAAGAAAGAAAAUAAAUUCUAUGGAUUGGUCAAGAGGCCCCACGGUCGGCCGUGGCUCAUUCGCCACCGUCUCUGCCGCCAUAUCCAACCUCACCGGACACAUUUUUGCAGUCAAAUCCACCCAAUUAUCUUCUUCCAAUUCCUUGCAAAACGAACAGAGGAUUCUCAGCAAUUUAACCCAUCCCCGUAUAAUCGGCUACAUUGGUCACGACACUACAGUUGAAAAUCACAAGUUCUUGUACAAUUUGUUCUUGGAAUUCCUUCCCUACGGCAAUCUCAAUGAUGAAACUCUCCGACAUGGCGGAACAAUGAAAGAUUCGUUAAUCGCUCUUUACACUCGACAGAUUUUGGAUGGGUUGGAUCACAUUCAUUCAAUCGGAAUCGCACAUUGUGAUAUUAAGGGACAAAACAUUCUCUUAGGAGAAAACGGAGCGAAAAUUGCCGACUUUGGCUGCGCCAAAUGGGUUUCCUAUCCGCCGCCGCCGGAAAAUGUAAUCUCCGGUACUCCCACGUUUAUGGCUCCUGAAGUUGCAGGUGGGGAAGAACAGGGUUUUCCGGCGGAUAUAUGGGCGCUUGGAUGCACUAUCAUUGAAAUGGCCACCGGGGGAUCGCCAUGGUCUAGCCACCACCGCCACUACCGCCACCCAUGUUCCAUUCUUUAUAGAAUAGCGUUUUCCGGCGAGUCUCCGAUCAUCCCUGAUUUUCUUUCCGGGAAAGCGAAGGAUUUUCUGGGAAGGUGUCUUAGGAGAGACCCGAAAGAGAGAUGGACGGCGAGGGAGCUGCUUAAACACCCGUUUGUUGAAGAAUCGAAUUAUGCAGAAAGGGAAAAUGAAGGAUUGAAUUCGAAAUCUCCGAUGAGUACACUCAAUCAAAGCAUCUGGAAUUCGGUUGAAGAUGUUUCGGAAGUUCCACGUCCAUCGAGUGGGUUUUCUCAGGGAGACAGGAUCCGGCAGCUGACGUCAUUCUCCGGGAAGCCAAAUUGGUCACGGGAAGAGAAUUGGGUCACAAUUAGAGAUUACAAUUACUAUAAGACUCACCAGCUUAAUUAG